GUUCUCAAGCAGUGAGUACAGCGGUAGUGUCGGCGGGUGACUGAAAACAUCCUGUACUAGAAAACGCUGCCAACUCCAUCUCGCUUCUCUGAGCCUGGCGAUCAGAUCUGUGCUACUGUGUAACAUCACGGGCCCCGAUCAUGCCGACUGGUACCUGUCUUCCUGGGAAUAAAGUAGCUUCUUUUUGUCUCAUCUUUCUGUAUUGCAUACCUGUUAUUGCUGCCGCAAAAGAUAUCAAAGAAGACAACCAUUCACAGGUUCAGGGGGACAGUCAUGAGUUCAGUAAGAGAUUAUUAGAUUUGAAAGAGAUUGUAUUUGUCAUUCAAAGCCAAGGAAACUCCUUCCAUGAAAACCAUGCAGAAAAACAAAGACAGGAGAUUCUGCAGCAGGCUGCAAACUCUGAACAGAACCUCCCGAUUGUACUGCUUAUUCACAAGCUGUCAGAGAAUGAAGCAGGAUGGAGUAUUCUUCCAAUAAUGCCUCGCUUUUCUGCUACCUAUGGAAGAAAUUCAUCAUGGAUUUUCUUCUUAGAAGAGGAAACUACAUUAAAGAUUCCUAAACUUUUGGAGACCUUGAGUCGGUUUGACAAGGAGCAGGAGUGGUUUCUGGGGAAACCAUUACAUGAUGAUGAAUCUACAAUCAUUCACCACUACGCCUUUGCUGACAACCCUACUGUUUUUAAGUACCCUGAUUUUGCAGCUGGGUGGGCCCUGAGCAUGCCACUCAUAAACAGGCUUGCAAAGAAAGUGAAAGAUGAACCACUUAAAUCAGAUUUUACCAUUGACUUGAAACAUGAGAUUGCACUUUAUAUCUGGGAGAAUGGAAAUGGUCCUUCCCUAACUCCAGUGCAAGAACUGUGCACCAAAGAAGAAGGUUCUCCUGCUGCAAAAGACUGUGCGACUACAUUGAAAACAUACCUCUCUUUCUGUGGGGAUCCUGUUGACAAAAAGGACAUCUUCAUUGCAGUGAAAACUUGCAGAAAAUUCCACAAGGAAAGAAUUCCAGUUGUAAAGAAGACUUGGCAGAAACAUGCUGCACUGAUUGAAUACUAUAGUGAUCAUGCAGAUGCCACUAUACCAACAAUCAACUUAGGAGUACCUAACACAGAGAGGGGUCACUGUGGGAAGACAUUUGCCAUAUUGGAGAGAUUUCUGAGUGAAGCUAUUCCAAAAACGAACUGGCUGGUGAUUGUAGAUGAUGACACAUUGAUCAGUGUUCCAAGACUGCAGAAAUUGUUGAGCUGUUACGAUGCAAAUGAGCCAGUAUUUCUAGGAGAGCGCUAUGGGUAUGGACUUGGGAUCGGGGGGUACAGUUACAUCACAGGAGGAGGUGGAAUGGUCUUCAGUAGAGAGGCUGUUGUGAGACUUCUUGAGAGCAAUUGCCGGUGUUACAGCAAUGAUGCCCCUGAUGAUAUGGUUCUGGGGAUGUGCUUCAAUGGUUUGGGAAUUCCAGUAACACACAGUGCACUGUUUCACCAGGCGAGACCAGAUGAUUAUUCGAGGGACUAUCUUGCUCACCAAAUUCCGGUUUCUUUUCACAAGCAUUGGAAUAUUGAUCCAGUGACAGUCUUUAAUAAGUGGCUGGCAGAAGAAAAUGACCCAAGAUCCCAACAGCCACAACACACAAUGAUUAGAGAGGAGUUGUAAUAUUUAGAACACCACCAAAUGUAGAAUAUCGCGAUACUUCAAACCUGAGAGAUUUUAUGCUUUUCAAGACUCCUGAAAACAAAACUUAAAUGGUUAAACAGAAUAGAUAAUUGAUUUAAUGAGAGCUGCAGCCAGUUUACAAUACAUUGUCUUAAUUAAUCAAUGUUUUUGUACAUUUGACAUUUCUUCAAUAGCUCAUAAACCAUUUGAGAUAGACUGUGUGUUAUGGAAACUCCUUGGAAAAUAUAACAAUUAUGAGUAUUGUCCAAUAGCAAUGAACCCAUUUGUGAUGAUAGUUUUAUAAAACUGCUUCACUGUUUACUGUAGGUCUCAUGUCAGAGACCAUUUGAGGUAGUGACUUUAUACAUGCAGGUUAUAAACCACUGCAGGCUAAACAUGUCAAUGGUCUUGACAUUGGACUCUGAUCCAAUAUGGUUGUUAUAUUUGGGGCAUACAGAUUUUUUAGGUUUCUAGUGUCAUUUAGUUUCACUGCCACGGUGUUUUAACCACUGACUAUGUCAGUGAUGGAAAACACUCACUUUCAAAUAGGGUCUUCACAUUUUGCACAUGCAGUAGCUGUUUUGACGAUUCUCUUUUAAUAAUGGUCGCAGUCCAACAAGAACCACUUUCUUGUCCCAUUUGUUGUAAGGCCAUGUCAAACCAUUUGAAAUUUAGACUUCUUGACAUCUGAUCUAGUAGGACUUCCAUAUCGGCUGUUAUGUAACAUUUCUAUUUCCUACAACCCACUUUGAAAUAUUGUUAUCAAAACCACUUCACAGUUGGGUCCUCAUUCUCUUGUUUAAGUUGUAUUAUGGAGGCUACUGGCAAUGAGAUCUUGUCUUCUUGUGAUUCUUGGUCACCUUCAUGAUCAUUGAUAUCAGCCAAUACAUAUUAAGCAUUUUGUGGCCAAAUUAGUUUUAAAGGAGUGUGAUUAACCUAUUAUCAGCAUUUGCAGCAUUGUCAUGUUCUUUUUAUCUUUUUAAAUAUCUGCAUGUUACAAAGGAGAAUCCAACUGAAAUAAAGAGCCAAACAAAUCUUCCACUGAAGAAAAGGUGGAAAGGGUAAUAUUGCUAAAUCGAUUUUAAAACCUUGUUUAGGACGUCAUUAACCUUCCACCGCAUUUCUAAACACACCUCCCACUUUUCAACCACUAAUACCAUGUUUUUGUUUAGUUCAACAUGUAUUUUUUUUUUAAAUAUAUUUAUAUAAUACUUUGAAAGUUACUGGUGUAGAAUAAAAAAAAUACUGUACUUGGCACUGCUGUAUUUUCAUAAAACAUACAAUAUUAA
This is a messenger RNA of Acipenser ruthenus (sterlet), 2935 nucleotides long. Its product is annotated as beta-1,3-glucosyltransferase-like. The transcript is spliced from 15 exons. The record is from RefSeq and is a predicted model, not a curated record. Lineage: Eukaryota; Metazoa; Chordata; Actinopteri; Acipenseriformes; Acipenseridae. Gene Ontology annotation, molecular function: acetylglucosaminyltransferase activity. Gene Ontology annotation, cellular component: membrane. Bases 141 to 1646 code for a protein of 501 amino acids.